AUGCAUUAUUCCAUACUUUUCCUUGUAUGUGCAUUUUGCAGGUCUGACAAUGUUGGUGAUUUAACAAAACGUGUAGAUGUUCAUGAAACGGAGAUGACUCGCCUUAAGUCUGAAAAUGAAAUGUUAAAGGAUAUUAUCAAAAACAUAAUGACGAAAAUAACCUACUUAGAGGACAAGAUUAACGAAAUAAUUCACAAUAAGAGAGUCAGUACAACCAAUCCUGUAUAUGUGGCUUUCCAUGCCAACGUUGCAGGAAAAGUUAGUGUACAUGAUAAUGAAGAUCUACACUUCCAAACUGUCAACGCAAACCUUGGAAGUGCGUACAAUGGAAGCACAGGUGUGUUCAAAAGUCCUUCUCGAGGUUACUAUGUAUUUUUCGUACAUUUUCUCACUUAUGCACCAAAGACGAUUGAGGCUGUAAUAGUUAAAAACGGCGCUUCGAUCCAAAACGUUUAUGCAGGAACAAGAGAAUGGGCCGGAUAUGGCACUGGAUCCAAUUUGGCGAUAGUUGAAUUAAUGCAGGGAGAUAGAGUAUGGGUCAAAGUUCACAACAAGUAUCAUGACAUGUUUGAUGUUCUUGAUGGGCUGUUGGGCACAUUUGCUGGAUUUCUUCUUUAUCCUACAUCUUAA
Mytilus californianus (California mussel) is the source of this 630-nucleotide messenger RNA. Its product is annotated as complement C1q-like protein 2. Bases 1 to 630 code for a protein of 209 amino acids. The record is from RefSeq and is a predicted model, not a curated record. Gene Ontology annotation, molecular function: protein binding. The transcript has 2 exons. NCBI's taxonomy places the organism in Eukaryota, Metazoa, Mollusca, Bivalvia, Mytilida, Mytilidae.